AUGACUAGAUGUGGAAUCUGUCAUAUACAUGGUGGUAAUGAUAAUGGUUCAGAUCAUCAACUAUUAUGUUCAAGUUGUACAAAUUUCCAAUUAUUAAAACCAAAAUUAAAUUAUAUUAAUUUAUUAAUUGAAUUAGAUUUUAAUAAGAAAUCAGUUAAUCAAAUAUUACAAAAUUGUAUCCAAGGUGAAAACAUUACAUUCUUGAAAGAUUAUAUAAAUGAUAAACAAGAUAAAGUGGUUAAUGAUUCAGUUUCAAUCCAUUCAAUUGCUGCAUUAUCUUCACAAUUAUUAACUAUAGAUUCAAAAUUAAUUCAAAGGAAAAAUAAUAAAAUUUUGAGAGAAAUAAAUAUAUUGAAAAGUAAAUCAGAUUCAAAGAAACUGAGGCUUGAAUCAUUAAAUUUGGAAAAACAUGAAAAAUUACAAAAAAUAGCAUCUAAAUCAUUAAAUUAUAAUAAAGAUCAAAUUACAUCCAAGAUUAAUCAAAUAUUAGAUGAUUCCCUGAAAUUUCAAAAACAAAUAAAUAAUAAUCAAUCAAUUUUAUUUCAAGAAUUAAUAAAUAUUUAUAAUAUCAAAAAAAGGAAAACAUCAAAUCAAUUAAUUUUUUUAAUUUCUUUCAAUCCAAUUAUAUCAAUUUAUAAUUUAACACAAUACCCACUUGAGCUGAUAAAUUCUUCAUUAUUACAAAUUACAAAAUUUAUUUAUCAAAUAUCACAAAUUUGGUUUAUAAAUUUACCCUAUGAUAUUAAAAUUAUGACAAAAGAAGAUCAAUUUAACCCCAAGAUUCAAAAUUUUGAAAUAUUACCCAAAUUAGCAGAUUCAAAUACAUCAUCAAUUUUUGAUAUUUCUAAAAAUGAUUUAAUUUGGUUUAUAAAUUCAUUAUCAAGAUUAAUUUUAAAUAUCAUGGAAAUAUUAAAAUUCUUCCAAUUAGAUGAAAAAAUCCAUAAUUAUAAAACAUUAUUUAAAAUUGAUGAAUUAAUUUAUAAAAUUGUUAAUAAUAAUCAUGAAAUAACGUCUAAUGAUUCAAAUGAUUUUAAACCAGGUGAGAUUGACUUAUAUGAAUUAAAUCAAUUGAUUUAUAAAUAUUUGAUUAAUAAAAUUAAAGAAAAAAAUAAUGAAUGGCAAGUUAUUAAAAAUGAUAUUUUUGAUGAUGAUGAGUGA
Molecule: messenger RNA, 1158 nt
Organism: Hansenula ciferrii
Lineage: Eukaryota; Fungi; Ascomycota; Saccharomycetes; Phaffomycetales; Wickerhamomycetaceae
Gene: ATG14
Product: Atg14p
Exons: 1
Coding region: 1-1158 (385 amino acids)
Source: RefSeq, a predicted model, not a curated record